Molecule: messenger RNA, 435 nt
Organism: Dibothriocephalus latus
Lineage: Eukaryota; Metazoa; Platyhelminthes; Cestoda; Diphyllobothriidea; Diphyllobothriidae
Source: the annotation of a GenBank genome assembly
AUGAAGAAUACCGUCACCCUGCCCGCCGAAAAAGUGCACUCAACUGUCGCCAUGGAUAAGGUCGACUACUGCGAAGAGGUAGAAAAUCUACUGAUGGACAAGGAUUCAAGGGAAGCGCUGGCUGCAAAGGCCGCCGAUGCUGCAAUAGCACGUUUCUAUGGCCCACCAAAUGUGCACAAGCAAGGAGUGCCUUUACGCACCAUCGUAUCCCUACGUGGCACCCCAACCUUUGGGUCAUCAAAGUGGCUUUAUCAGCGACUGUGCUUCAUUACCAAGGACUCCGAGUGGACAGUGAAGUCUGCUAAAGAGCUUUUGGCCCGCAUCCAACACUUGGAAUUGGAGGCAGACGAGGUGAUGGUUUCGUUUGACGUGAUCUCAUUGUUCACCUCUAUUCCACCCAAUCUGGCCCUUGAGACUUGUGACGGUCUUCUUUAA